Messenger RNA from Oryzias latipes (Japanese medaka), 6143 nucleotides. The record is from RefSeq and is a predicted model, not a curated record. Lineage: Eukaryota; Metazoa; Chordata; Actinopteri; Beloniformes; Adrianichthyidae.
UGUUUCUCCUCCAGCAUCAUGGCUUACAGCCUCUCCAAAGUGCUUUGAACUGACGGCGGGGUUGAGUCAGACAGAGAGAGCCCUCCUGUGCAGAUCCACCAGUGGGAAAGCAGCAGACGGAUGCAAGCCCUCCUCCUCCUCCUCUCUCACUGUCGCAUCCAUCCAUUCUCUUAUCCAACUAUCCACCUAUCCAUCCACCCAUUCGCCUCCAAGGGCGUCUGAAGAGGCGUCAGAGACCCGCCGGGAACGCGCCAUGCGUGAGGACGAGUGAGUCCUUGGUGAAUUUUACGCCUGCUGCCUCUGGUCUGUUUGGAGCGGCUAACAGCUGAACCUGAACCGACUCAAGGAUGAAAAUGCUCCGGUUUCGCAGCCCCAGCAUCCGCUCCCUGGAUCAGGAGAUCCUUUGCACGAUCAGGUUGUUGGACGACUCCGAGCUCUCCUGCAGCAUCCAGAAAGACACCAAAGGCCAGUUCCUGUUGGACCACGUGUGCAAUCAUUACAACCUGCUGGAAAAGGACUAUUUUGGUAUUCGAUAUGUAGAUCCUGAGAAGCAAAGGCACUGGCUGGAGCCCAAUAAGCCUGUUGUGAGGCAGAUGAAAUCAGCCCACCAGCCGUACAUGAUGUGCUUCCGGGUCAAAUUCUAUCCCCACGAGCCCAUGAAAAUCAAGGAGGAGCUCACCAGGUAUCUUCUGUAUCUCCAGCUGAAGAGGGACAUCUACCAUGGUCGUCUGCUCUGCCCAUUUGUUGAGGCUGCAUAUCUAGGGGCCUGCAUUGUACAGGCUGAACUUGGAGAUUAUGAUGCAGAAGAGCAUCCAUGCGACUACAUCAGAGACUUCAAACUGUUCCCUAAACAAUCCCUCAAACUAGAGAGGAAGAUCAUGGAAAUACACAAGAAUGAGCUCAGGGGCCAGAGUGCUGCACUAGCUGAGCUGAACAUGCUCCAAAGGGCUCACAGUCUUGAAACGUAUGGAGUUGACCCACAUCCAUGUAAGGACUUCACAGGCGCCACAGCUUUUCUUGGGUUCACAGCCACAGGGUUUGUGGUUUUCCAGGGAAACAAGAGAAUUCACCUCCUCAAAUGGAUGGAUGUUAGUAAGCUGAAGUUUGAAGGGAAAACCUUUUACGUCAUCGGGAUCCAGAAAGAGUCAUCAAUGAAGAAACUGGUCCUGACCUUCCACACCUCGACUCCUGCAGCAUGCAAACACCUCUGGAAAUGUGGGGUGGAGAACCAAGCCUUUUACAAAUGUGCGAAGUCAAGUCAGAUAAAGACUGUUUCCAGUAGCAACAUCUUCUUCAAAGGCAGCAGGUUCAGAUACAGUGGAAGGGUAGCAAAGGAGGUGAUUGAAGCCAGCUCAAAAAUUCAGAGGGAUGCUCCAGAGGUGCGCAGAGCUCAAUUUGGUCAGAGUCGAAGUUUCAACUCUCUGAGUCACAAAAAUCUCAUCAUGAACAUGGAGCCUCUGGUACCUGCACUGCCCUCCACCAAUGAGUACGAAGAGACGGCAGCAGACAGUGGUGCUGUUGCUGUGAAGGACUCUGUCCCCCUGUCUUCCCUUGAACAUCCAGCAGAGCCAGCUGCUGCAGAGCAUCGAAGUGUCAAAGGAGAUACCUCUGCUUCCAGCAAUGACCUGCAGCCUCCCUGUGUUUCUACAGAAAACUCUAACCUCCGACCUCAAGCACUGAAAGAUGAAGAUGGAUUUGAAGAGGAGGAAGAAGCUGGUGGCGCACUCACCAUUUCUGAAACUGCAUACAGCCCCUGUGCCAGCAUGCUUCCCAGCCCGGUGGAUGACAGUCAGGGAGGCGUUGACCUGCUCUUCUCUCCGGUUCAAAGUCCAGCCAGGCUGUUGAGGGAGCUGCACGCAGACCCUGACAUUCAGGCCCAGCUAGAGGCUGAAAGGGCGCGAGACCGCGCCUAUGAACGCACCCGUCUGGCUGCAAGAAGUCAAAUGAGCGGAGUCCUGACCAACAGUCUCCGCUUGCUUUCCUCCAAUGAGAGAGUCAACGCAUGCAUGCUGAGCGUGGUCCGCUUCGUUUCUGUGGUGGUAGGCGUUCUGCUCGUCACUGUGCCCGCCCUGCUGCUUCUCCUGGAGUCAGACAUCAACUGGUCAUUCCUUCACGAGAUCCGACAGACACCAGAGUUUGAGCAGUUCCACUACGAGUAUUACUGCCCGCUCCGGCGCUGGAUCCUUUGCAGGAUCAGCAUGGCCAUGGAGAACCUGUGGUCAGACUGAAGAAAAGAAGUUCCCGUUGGAAAACAAGCGUCCGGUUGUCUGUCUUAAUUGUUUGAUUUAUUUGAUGUGUGUUCAGUCUUAACUAACUUACGUCAAAAGAGUUAAUCAGUCAGUGAGGUGAAAUAAUUCUACUUUCACUGUCUUGUCCAACGGCGCAUUACUUAUUUAUGAUGGCUGACAAAACUGUAGCAAAGUGCUUGUUAUAAAUGUAUAUCCAACGAGGUAGUUCUGUGGAACUUACAUCCAUUUCUGCAGGACACGCUCUCCCCUUUGCCAGUAUGAAUGACUGCAGGAGCAUAACACCAACUAUGAUCCUGACCCCAAGAGUCAGAUACUGUUAAGAUGGACACUUGGCCAACGUAACUAAAUGAAGGAGCAAAAAAAAGGAUGGUAAUAAGCAAGAAAUAGGUUAAAAAAAUUACAAAUACACAUUAAGAAGUAAAUAAAAAACAACAACAGUAAUUGUUGUUUUGUUGUUUUUAUGGAAUCCAAUAGUAGUCUGACCACACCUGAUGCUGACAAGUGGGUACAAAUUUUCCCUGAAACAUUUAUGAUGUGUUGUCCUCCCUCAGUUCACGAUGCUAAAUUGGUCACACCCUGUCAGUGGUGACAGAGUGGGGGGGGGGGGGGGGGGGGGGGGUUGUCAAAAUGACUUAUUUGCAGUGUACACAAACCACAGUCAGAGAUACAUUAUUUAUAUCUAAAUGAACAAAUAUAUUAAAAAGUACUGUUAAAUACAUUGUUUUUAAGGUUUUUUACAUUUUUAUGUGAUCUUUCAAGAGUUUUUCAAUCAGAGGAUGUACUUUAAGAUUAUUUUCAAAUUAAGAGUUUACAAAAGAUGUAUUUAAAAAAAAAAAGAACACCCAUUUGCUGCAGUGUCUGGGUGACGGGUGUUGAGAAACAUAGUUUUAAGACUACCGCUGGCAUUUGUUGACGUGGUAGUCCCUUGGGCUUUUCGUGCCGAGGUUAGAGCACAAGACAUUUCAGAUUAGAGCUGUUUGUGACGAUGUCCUUUUGAAAGCAGGAGAGGGAAAGGAGAUGCGAGUACCUGAUAAAUGUUGUGUUUUGAUGGACUUUCAAAUGUAUUUUGCACUACAUCUUAGCUUGUAUGUUAGAACAUCUUUCAGCAUUGUGGUUGACGAGAAGUGUUUCAAAUGUGAAUGCAAGGGGAGAAGAAAAAAAGGGAAAAAAAGAAAGUUACAAGGUUUGUCAUUAAUGAGGGCUUCUGCUGACCCCACAGAAACAAAAUAUGUUUUACUUAGUGGCACAAAUAAAAAAAUAAUUUAUACCCAAAUACAUUUUUCUGAAAUGUUUCCUGGAACAUAUAUAAAGUCUUAAUCAAAUCAAGAAGGAAAAGACAAAAACUGCAUUUUUAACGGAAAUUGAUAGCUAAAAAACCAAGGUAUGGCAUGGAGUUGUUUUCUGUAAUACUGCGAAUUAGUUCAUGCAACUUAAAACUAAAAGAUAUUUAUUUGUGUGAUUUGUCUUGGAACAUAAAGCCAUCAAAACCUUGUAAGUUUGUCACACAGAGGGCUUCUUCAGUGUAGUGUUGUUGCUUUGAAUUGUAGAAGUUAAAACAUGCAAACAGUGAGAAAAAAAAUCUUCAGGCACAAUAACAGUUGUCUAAUAAAAACAAAAAACUAAGUUUCAUUCAAAAUGUUGCUCAGUUUGGAUGAACACCUCAGGAAAGGGCAUUAGCAAUUUCUGUCAAAAUCAAAGUAUGUCUAAAAACCUGCAUGCAACAUGUGCAUCUUAACAUAUUCUAAUCAUGUAUUUUACUCUUCAGGCAUUAAGCUUUCAUCAAUAUCCAAGCUUUAUAUGUGUAUGCUCGAAUAUUGCUUUAAUUUUAUCAAGAAAGAGUGUGUCAUUUUGUAUAUCACAAAACCCGUCUCGGUUGAGUUUUACAAUGCAAAGGCCAACACCUUCUAUCAGGCUCAUUUAAAAGAUGAGUUGUGCUUUAAAACUCAGAUACUAUGAUAUGAUCAUUUACCACAUGGAUGAUAUACGUUAAAAUCACAUUUGUUUUCUUUUUUUGAAGCGUUAGUGCUGGAUUUGAGAGAAUACAGAUUUGUACAGCAUCAUUUUUGUGUAAUAUACUCCUGUAACAGAAAAUACAUGUGAAAUUGUUGUGUCAUAUAUGCAGACUUUCAUCAUUGCAUCAUUGAGCAUUUGUCAAAGUAUUUUCAGUUCCAAAAAAAGAUUUAAAAAAAACUUUGCAAAACUGAGAUAAGAUCAACUUUAAUGCAGCAAAUGAAACAAAUACAUAGUCUAUCUACCCCAUAAUUUCCCUCAGUCUCCAUUUGUAAGCAUUAAUACUCUUUGAUGCAAUGCGACAACUAACCAGCAGCUUCAUCUCUAAAAACAAAAAUCAGUAUUGCCUUAGAAACACAGCUCCAUCCUGGUAUAACUUCUUUCCUAGCACUUUGCUGUGCUUCAUCUGCUUCCAGCCAAACUAGAAAAAGUCAUGUCUGCCCCUUUUUCUCAUCGGUCAGUGCAAAGAGCAUGCCCUCAUUUGUAAAUAUUGUGUUUAUAUUUGUGGCAAAGGCAAAAAAAAAAAAAAAAAAAAAAAAAUAGAAAAAGUAAAAGCUGUCCUUUCUUUCUACCCUCUCUUUGUCUUCUCAGUGUAAGGUAGUGUAGAUAUAGGCUUGGCUGUCUCAACCACCUUAGACUUCUGCAUGUGUUUUGAACAUUUGGGAGAGUCUAAAGGAUUUUUAGAAAAGCCUUAUCCAGGAAAAUUGUUUGAAUUCAACACUUUAUUUUUUGGCUCAGAAAGACUGGCAAAAUUUGGUUUUUAAUUUUGUUGUUGAGAUAAAAAAAACAAUUGCGACAGAAAAUGUAAUUCUAUCAUCCCAUAAACAGCAUUUCAGUUAGAUGCAUUAUGAUGCUAUCACUGCGUGUCUGUACAAUGUUCAAUAGCUUUUUGCUUCAGUAAUAACAGGAAUGCAUAUUAACUAAAUGAAACAUUGUUGGAAAUUUGUCCAUUUUUAUAAAAAAAGAAAAUUUGAACCAAAUUUCAGCCAUCAAACUAACUGAAUACUGAAAGUUCAUGUGUUUAUUAGUUUAUGAUCAAUGUAAACCAUUUCUUAAAUAAUAGAGUUGUUUUUUGAGUGAAGUAAAAAGUCUGAAUGACCUGUGGUAACAAAGACCAUUACCCCAUUAGUCACUGUAGCAUUACAUGACAUUGUAGCCCAUCUAUGAUGUCCUCAGUAGCUGUUUUAAACUAACUUCUUUGUUUUUAUGUUACAAAAAGCUUUCUCUCUUUUUGUUUUAAAAGCAACAAAUGUUAAACUGUGAUUACCUAAUUGAUGUCAGAUUAUUUCAAUGCAAAGUUACAAUUUCCUGACAUGAGUCAAGUAUUUAUAAACCUUAAAUUUGAUGACUGCGCUGUGGAGACGAGUUAAACUCAACUAACAUAACCAUUUAAAAGUAAUACGUGCUUUGAACUCGUUUAUUUAAGAUUUUAAAUAUUUGAACUCAGGUCUACUUUAUGCAAAACUGAUAAAAAAUAAAUUUUGAAAGAAAUAAUGUAUAUUCUUUCAGUGUUAUGUGGGCAUGCAAAGUGGUAAAUUCUAUUGCACGGUUUGGAUUUCGUUUUCAGCUGUCAAUCAAACCUCUUGUUUAUUGGUGUGGUUGUUGUUUUUUUAUUUUUUUAUUUUGUUUUACUUGUUAUGUUCUUUCUGCCUAUUUGUUUAUAUUUUGUUUUCUGUGUUUUAAAAAGAACACAAUUAGAGAUUUUACUUAAGUAAAAAAAAAAAAAAGAAAAAGAAACUCUAGUACUGACCCUCCUCUUCUGGGACAACCAAGCCUUAUAAACUUUGUGAAGUGAAAAUUUUGAAUGUUUCUAUGUUCUAAAAGCAAAACAAAUGAGUUGUUUUAUAUGUUAAUACUGCCACAAUAAAUCUCAAUGAAUAUAUA